AUGGGGAGAACUGAUCAAACUCCCCGUGGGAUGACAAGUGAUAACUUUGCCACCUCUUUCAACAAGGGGUGGUUCACCAUUAGAGGGGCACUGAUGGCGAUUGUUGGCCUGAUCAUCCAGGGUGGGUUCUUACCGGUGGCAUUGACCGCUGACUGGAUGCAGAUGCCGCAGAUGCCCGCCGACAACAACGACAAUCCCUCUCAGCCAUCGGCCGCCACACCACAUGGCACAGACGACAAGAACAUGCCCUCAACCAUCUGGACCGACCUCAACAUCACUCAAGACCCAACCAUCACAAACUUCUUGUCCUUCAAUAGCCACGCCGAAGUCAACUCAUGGGCUGAAGACUACACUGGAGAGUUGACUGCUGCAGGCACCGCUUCAUCUGCGAUUGAGCGUUCUGACGACCCAGCGGAUUACAUGACUCUGACGGCUGCCAGUAUCGUGCGCACUGAGACGCUCGCCCGAGAGAAUUUCAAGGAUAUCGGAACCCUCCAAGCCAUUUCCAAAGUCACUGCGGACCGUGUCUAG
This is a messenger RNA of Cryphonectria parasitica EP155, 531 nucleotides long. RefSeq lists its product as uncharacterized. The coding region runs from base 1 to 531 and encodes 176 amino acids. The record is from RefSeq and is a predicted model, not a curated record. The transcript is spliced from 2 exons. Lineage: Eukaryota; Fungi; Ascomycota; Sordariomycetes; Diaporthales; Cryphonectriaceae.